AUGCGCACUCGGGGAGCUUGGCGGCGGCGGCGUGACGCGUUGGCGAGAGCCCCUCUGCCGCCCCCUCUCUUUCGCAAGAGGUGAGCGCGGCUCCCCGCCACGUGACCUCGCCUCUGCCCAGACAGGGUCUCUCUCUUCUCUUCUCUGUUCCCAUCCCCGUCCAGUUUCUGGGCUGCGGGCGGCUCGAGCCCCGCCCACUUGGCUGGGGCCUCGCGCCGGCUCCGCUGCUCUCUCCUCGGCUUCCCGUCUCGCGCCGGCGGCUCCGGCGAGCCGGGAAGGUCAAGCGCAAUAUUGCAUAGAUUUGCAAAAAAAGCAGCGCAAGCGGGGCCGGAGCGGGCAGCAGGGCGCAAAGGGCGGGAGGUAGGUAGCGAGCUGUUGUCUCCUCUUCCUCCGCUCGGCGCUUCUUCCUCCUCUUUCUUCUCGGCGCGCCCUAGGGCUUGCUCGGUGUCUGUGUGGGGUUUUUUUUGGGGGGGGGGCGGUGUCGGUUCAUUCACGGCCGUCUUUCGCCGCGAUUGCUUUUGGGGCGGGGGCUGAGGCUUGGAAACACUUUCUGCCCCCUGCCCACCGCUGCCCCCGAUCGCAUCUCCCGCGCGGUUUGCUUGUUGUGCCACGCUUUUUGCGCUUCUGGCAUCUGCCCUCCUCGUCAUCCAUCGCGGUUGGGGGAGAAAGAAAAGCGGAGACUGCGAGGAGGUGGGCAUGACUGAUCUAUAUUGAUGUGCUUUAAAAUGAAAUGAGAGCAGGCUUCCCCGCAAAGGGUUAAACCCGCCGCUUUCCCUCCACGCACAAAGCGCAACUUUGGCAACGAGGAGUAGCAGAACUGUUGCUAUUCUAGGCCCGCUGAAGUUAAGGAGAAAAGAGGGAGGCGAGGGGGAUGAAAGCAGCAGUAGCAGUAGCAGCAGCAGCAGCAGCAGCAGCUGCUUCCCAUUUUGCCCGUUAUGGUUAAGAGUGGCACAGACAGGAGCAGAAUAAGGCUGGUUUUUUGGGGGGGAGGGGGCUGCUACUCGCGAGGAGGCGCCUCUGGGUCCGAGUUUCAAUGGGUUUAGCACAGGAGGGAAGGUCACCUUUGGUACGUUCCUCACCCCAAAAAACCCCCCAACCACUGAGUGAGCAAUCUGUUGGUUUGACUGUGACAGGCAGUCCUUGGCCUGUUUGUCCUGCAACAAAAUGAUUGAGAAAGAACAUGCAGGUAAGGCAUGUAGAAACCACAUGUCUCCUAAGCUUUUUCUUUUGGGCUGGGGAAAGAGAUUUAAAAGGAAUGUGCUUUUUUGGCAUCUUCCAGCUUAGCCAAAGCGUCUUUAUUGUUAUGCAGCAAAAAUAAGUUGGUAUAAAGGCGUGUGCAUGCGGGCCUCCGAGAGCUUUUUCCCCUUUCUUUUUCUAACUGUCAGAAGGGAACCGCAACAGUUGCCAAAGUCAACAUCGCGGUUUGCCUGUUACGUGGAGGUCAAAUGUAAGGUGGGAAUGGAGGACGUGACCUUGUUUGAGCCUUGAAAUGGGCACCGUUUGGGAUUUGAGGAAGCUCCUUUCAUAUAAAGGGCAGGAGAGAGGCUGUGCAGCGUGUGAGCGGGAAGGAUCUGGGAAGAAGUGGUUUAAGUAAUUAUGGCUGCUUUCACAUGACUUCAGAAGCCACAAGUCUGUUCCUAGGAGUCACGCCUUAUCUUUUAAGAUGUGAGAGCCAGGGCCGGAGGGCAAUGCUUCAUUAUACUCCCCUUUUUAAAAAUUAAAACUCUGUUCUGGGACCUGCUUCAAAGGUACAGCUACACAUUUAGGUUGCCAUAUCUUUGCAACUGGAUUGCCCUUUUAAGGCAAGGGUAGCUAACCUGUGGCCUUUCAGAUGUUUUCAGAAUAUGACUCCCAUCAUCCCUGCCUGUUGGACAGGUUUGCUGGGCCUGAUGGGAGCCAGAUAUCAGCAACCUCUGGAGGGCUGCAGGUCAGCUGCCUCUACUACUACUAGUGGAGGUGUGACUCUCUCAAGUCUCUGGCAAUACUGUUGACCUGCAGGUCUCACAUCCAUAUUUAUCUGGAAGUAGGCGCUGUGGGUUAAACCACAGAGCCUAGGACUUGCUGAUCAGAAGGUUGGUGGUUCAAAUCCCCGCGACGGGGUGAGCUCCCGUUGUUCGGUCCCAGCUCCAGCCAACUUAGCAGUUCGAAAGCACGUCAAAGUGCUAGUAGAUAAAUAGGUACCGCUCCGGCAGGAAGGUAAACGGCGUUUCCAUGUGCUGCUGUGGUGCGCCAUAAGUGGCUUAGUCAUGCUGGCCACAUGACCCGGAAGCUGUACGCCGGCUCCCUGGGCCAGUAAAGCGAGAUGAACGCCUCAACCCCAGAGUCAAGCACGACUGGACCUAAUGGUCAGGGGUCCCUUUACCCUUUACCUAUGCCUCGUUGAGUAUGGUAGGUAGUGGGAGACAAAGCACUCUGCCUUGUCUUGCUGUGGCCUUCCAGGCAUAAUUCUAGAAAUUGUCUGAGUCAAACACGCUUCAGAGUUUAUCGUUUUGCCAUUGUGUACUUCAAUAAAACAUGAAAGGAGGGCGCACACGCCAGGGAAUUGCAGUUGGCCUGCGGCACUCUGGCACUUUCCCAUGGACUGCUUCCCAGACAUUUGGAUAUGCAAAUUACCAACAUUGCACAUUGGACCUUAUAGACUGUCUCCUUCCCUAUUUCAUAUUUGUCAAGCUGUUGCUCUCCAGUUGUUUUGGGCUGCAUCUCCCCAGCAACCUCAGACAUGCUGACUGGCACUGGUGAAAGUUCUAGUCCAAACAUCUGGAAGGAAACAGGCUGUCUUGCUUUGAUCUUCAGAAAUGGUUAAGAGCCCCGUUUGAAGGUGCCAGCUAUUUUCCUGGAGUGUAUAGCAAGGGCAUGAAAAAGGGAGAGAAAUAGUUUCUCUUCUACAACCAUAAAACUCAAUUCUUCUGAAGAGUAGGAUAGUAUUUCCACAAAAAUGCCAUGAGACCUUAUUUUUUGAGUUUGAAGUCCCAUAUUCAAGGUGAUGGUGGGCAGUGGGAUUUUGGCUGUGGUGCAUGUGAUUGUGCUGCUAAUAUUACUGCUAAUAUUAAAAAGGUAAAGGUAAAGGGACCCCUGACCAUUAGGUCCAGUCGUGGCCGACUCUGGGGUUGCAGCGCUCAUCUUGUUUUAUUGGCCGAGGGAGCCGGUGUUUGUCUGCAGACAGCUUCCAGGUCAUGUGGCCAGCAUGACUAAGCCGCUUCUGGCGAACCAGAGCAGCACACAGAAACGCUGUUUACCUUCCCGCCGGAGUGGUACCUAUUAAUCUACUAGCACUUUGACGUGCUUUCGAACUGCUAGGUUGGCAGGAGCAGGGACCAAGCAACGGGAGCUCACCCCAUCGUGGGGAUUCGAACCGCUGACCUUCUGAUCAGCAAGUCCUAGGCUCUGUGGUUUAACCCACAGUGCCACCCGCGUCCCUACUGCUAAUAUUACUUUAUAUUAAAUAUCCAGUUAUAAUUUGAGUAAGUGUGUUUUAGUUACAGACCCUGGAUUCUCAGGAGAACAUGGUCAUGUAUUCAAAACCAGAAAACUGGGAAUACCUUACAGAUGUGAGAUGAGACGAUGCAUGCUUUGAUGCCAUGUGUAUUUGAAAAAUACAUAAGCAUUUUUUAAUUCUUAAUAUUUUUGCAGGGUGGGAUUUGUUUACCUAGCAAUCUUUUUUUCCCAGUACUCCUCUUGGAAAUUAGUCCUUUUUGUCCUUGGUAAACUAAAUUGCUGAGUAGCACUGUUGAAGGAUUGCUGAAGUUAGUAAAUGGAAAUUGUAGGGGGACCCCCCCCCCCAAUUUCUAUAACAGCAUAUUAGACCUGAGAAAUAAAGGCAAAAUAAAUAAAAAUCUAAAGCUGUGACAUAGUUGAAUACCGUACAUAUUUAAAAAUAAAUAAAUAAACUGUCAGGGUUAUCUAUAAAGCACAGUUCUGACCUACAGUUUCAGGCACCAAUGAAUUAAGACUUGUGGUUAACUUGCAUGCCUGGGUAGAUGAUUGGACACUGGCAGCAGGCUGCAUAAAUUAAAAAGGCCGUGACUCUGAGAAGGCUUUCACAAGUCCUUCCCUCAAUGAAUGAACUUGACUCCUCUCAGAGGAGGAGUUGUAUCCAAUCAUGUGCCUCUGGUGCAACAAGGAGUUGUAUCCAAUCAUGUGCCUCUGGUGCAAAUUAUUGCUUUCAGAGAGCAGCCAAUUGGAACUUGUUAAUGAAUGGGAAUUCCAGCUGCAUGCAUUUCCUGCAGACGUGGUAAAUGCCCGGGUAGUCGAGGCAUUAUUAAUGUGGGCUAUUCAUUUAAGGGGGUCACUUUUAUCUGACAGCUGUUCGCUUCCUUUGGCAAAGGGCUAACUGUACUUCUCUUGGAGUGAGUAUAUUUCUUACGCGUUUUGAAUUAUCUUGGGUACGUGGCAUCCAUUCUCACAGUGUUCCUGUGUUUUCUAUUUGUGGCAUUUGUUUAGUAACUACGCUCGUUGGAAACUUUUUAAACACGUACAUCAAGCUGAGGAAGUAAGAGUUUUUCUUGAAAUACUUUAACUGUGUGCUUAUUGGGCAGCUGUAUAGUGGGUAUCAAUUUUCAAUGUCUUUUGUUUCUUUUUCCAAGAGAGUAGCAAAAAUGUUGCCUACAGUUUAACUUGAUCUAUGAAUGGAGAGCGACUGUGUGCUUUGUUUCUUCGGUGCUGAAAUAAACGUUUUCAGCUAAAAGCUAUUAAACAGCAAUUUUUUUAUAUACCUCUGCACGCUUUUUGUUACAUGGUGUAGGUGUUGACGUAUUAAUCCUCCCUUAAAGUAGAUUUUUUACUAGAUCAAUUUAUGCUGGAAUGAUAAUAUGAGGACUUUCAAGUUGCACUGACUCUUCAGAUUGAGUGCCCCAAAGUGUUGCUGCUAUUUUCAGUCUUUUACAUGUUGUUAAGGUUGCACUAAAAAUAGACUUCCAGCAGAAAAAAGAUAAUUAAUUCCUGGCUAUGCAUUAUUGGCUGGCACCAGCAUUAUGAAAUGCCUGUUAUCUGCUGGUAUGUAACCUCACUUCAGCAUGCUGCGUAGGCUAGCAAAUCUAUUCUGUAGGUUAUCGCCUGUAUAUAAUUUGGGCUUCUUACAGCUUGCCAUCCUUUGUAGUCUUCAUCCUUGAAAACAAUACACUUAGUCUUACCGGCUUUGUUUUGAAUGCAGAACAUUGUAAAACAUACGUAGCUAGAUUUAACCAGCUUGCUGGUAAUGACGCCUAGAUCCUAGUGACAACAAUAGUAAAACCCUCAUUAAUUUUCAAGGCUGUUGGAUUGUACCCGGUACUUUUUUUUGAAGUAUAAUCAGUGGUGAUAGUAAUGAUACCCUUGAAAGGUUUACAGUUAGUAUUGUUGCGAUGGUGACAUAAUUUUAUAUAAAUUGCUGUUCAGCUUAUUUUUGCAUUUGAGAUUCUUCUACAUGAAGGCUCAAGGUACUGAGGAAGACUGUCUUGGAACUAACAUAGGAACUUGGGAAGCUUCCAUGCACCCGGGGUGUAACAUGGAGGAUGCCAGCAGGGCCCGGGCCCUGGGCAUAGAUUUUUGAGGGGGUGCAAAGCAGGCCCCCCAGCGUGGCCUGGCCUGGCACUCCUCUCCCAGUGUCGGAGGAACCAACACUUAUGGAUAAGAGUACCGAACCAGGUCAUGCUGGAGGUGCCAGUGCCUGGUUCGUGCCCACCAAGUGCCGUGUUGCUUGGCUGGGCAGACCCAGUACGGGGUCACUCCAGCAGCGUCUGUGGCGAGGGCUGGGGUGCUGUGUUGGGAUCCUUCACCCUCUGCACUGUGUGGCCUGCCCUCGGUGCAUGCAUGCACCUGCCCUAGGAUCCAGGAGCUCACGCUACAUGGCUGCAUGCACAGUCAUUCCAGCUUGGUAUUGCAUACAUCAGGGGUAGCCAGUGUGAUCGCCACCAGUGCUGUUGGACUCCAUCAUUCUGCCAAUUGGCCAUGCUGACUGGGACUGAUAGGCAUCAGUGUCCAACCGCACCAUGUUGGUUACUCCAGCCCUAUAUUGCCUGCAGUGGCUCUCUGGGAUUUUAGACAAGUGUGUUUCCCCUGCCCUAUCUGGAGAUGGUAGGGAUCAGAUCUUGGACCUUCCACAUGCAAAGCCUGUUCUCUGUUCCUGAGCUACGGCCAUUGUAUUGAAAUAAGUAGUUAUGUCUAAGCUGGAAGAGAGAUAAUUAUUGCACCUGUACUGCGGCGAAAUGAAAUCUGUGUAUUAUACUUCGUUUAAAUUAUUAAGAUGCUGAAGGUAUUAAAACACUGUGAGAUGGUACCAACAUUGGAUACAACACAGAGAAAGAAUUGUGGACCUUGUUAACCUUCCCGCCUCCCCUCCCCAAGUCCUGAUGGAUGCAAAUCGCGAUCUGAAGUGACACAUGUUUUGAAUAGACUGCUUUGCAAGUCUCCGCUGCUAUUAUUUGCUAAAGGGCUAAUGCUUUUGUAUAUGGCAGGGCAUCUGUGUGGCUUCCUAA
This is a messenger RNA of Podarcis lilfordi (Lilford's wall lizard), 6452 nucleotides long. The record is from the annotation of a GenBank genome assembly. NCBI's taxonomy places the organism in Eukaryota, Metazoa, Chordata, Lepidosauria, Squamata, Lacertidae.